Neoarthrinium moseri is the source of this 1353-nucleotide messenger RNA. RefSeq lists its product as uncharacterized. Gene Ontology annotation, biological process: nucleolar large rRNA transcription by RNA polymerase I; RNA polymerase I preinitiation complex assembly; transcription elongation by RNA polymerase I. Gene Ontology annotation, molecular function: DNA binding. Lineage: Eukaryota; Fungi; Ascomycota; Sordariomycetes; Amphisphaeriales; Apiosporaceae. The record is from RefSeq and is a predicted model, not a curated record. The transcript is spliced from 3 exons. The coding region runs from base 1 to 1353 and encodes 450 amino acids. Gene Ontology annotation, cellular component: RNA polymerase I complex.
AUGGCGGGAGACGGCAGCGAAAAGAAGAGAAAGAGGGCCGAGGAUGGCUCCUCCAAGUCCAGAAAGAAGGUCAACAUUCAGACACCGGCGCCCUCGCAACCCCAGACCAUCAAGGUCGCGUCCGUCAAGUCGGUUCGAACGUGCCCGCCGGUGAUAGCUACAUCGCCUGGCCUGUCUUUGCCCGAGUCCGUUCAGUUCCAGGUCUACUCGAAGCUCGAACCAUCAAACGCGAAGCGAAGCAAGAAGUCUGCGCCGCCGCCUGCCAGUCUGGCACUACACUCCUCCUCGCACAGGACCCUAGACUACACAGUAAAGGAAGAUGGGCCGGCUGCCCGGGAAUCCCACCUGAAGCACUACAUCGGUGUGUUCGACCCCAAGACGGGCCAGUUGUCUGUCAUGGAGGCCAAGAAGAUGGCCGUGAGGGGUGUCGUUCGUUCACAGAAGCCACCUGAGGACAGCCCAGCCGACCGAGCUCUCUCAAAGACCAUGAUGGAGCUACGAAACGACUUGGGCGAGGCGUUCGGAACGAAGAAGGCACGGAAGGCCAUUGCUGCGAUCACGGAGAACGCAAUUGCCCCCGAAAAGGCCAUUGCCGAUGCGGGCGGAAGCCCCCGAAAGCUCGACGCUUCUGCGCACGCCAUGAUGCAGUCGAUAGAAGAGGUCACCCAGAGCAUGGCCACCAGAGAGGAACUACAGGCCGCUGUCGACCAAGCCAAGCCCGUACCGCCGGGAAAUUUCGACGCUACAGAGAUCCAGGACGUUUACAGGCCUGAGCAGAUGAUUGGCACCGAUAUCCUAAGCUCCAUUCCCAUCAAGGACUGGCAAGACUCGGCAAAGAAACAGGUGCCUCUUGCUCUUCCCUACCAGUUCAUCUCGAUGAACAUGUAUGCGAUCGCCUCAGGGCCCCAAUCAGUUCAACGACUAAGGGUACUCCGCUACCUAAACUACCUGGUGAUAUUCCUCAAGAGCGCCAAGCCAGGCAGGGAAAGAGGCGUUCUGCGAGUCCCACAGAAGAGUUCAUUACAUGAGAAGAUGGAGGGCGCACCCACACCGGUCGUGGAGAGCAUACGGAGGAAAUUCUCUCACAAUGGUGAGAUGAGAAAGCAUCACAAGGACCUCCUGAUGACGUAUUGCUGCGCCCUGGCAGCCAUUUUGAUGAAUUACGAGUUUGAGACCAGCGCGUUGCGGCAGGACCUGGGCCUGGAUGAGAAACAGUUUGCGCAGUACUGGCGCGAGAUUGGAGGAAAGCUGGCCCACCCUGCUGGCAAGACCAAGGGCACCAAGAUGCAAGUUGCCAAGCUUGCCCUGCCUCUAGAGUUCCCCCAGGUCAGAUUUGUUUCACGUCGGAAAUAA